This is a messenger RNA of Galleria mellonella (greater wax moth), 669 nucleotides long. RefSeq names its product allergen Tha p 1. NCBI's taxonomy places the organism in Eukaryota, Metazoa, Arthropoda, Insecta, Lepidoptera, Pyralidae. The transcript has 2 exons. The record is from RefSeq and is a predicted model, not a curated record. The coding region runs from base 140 to 520 and encodes 126 amino acids.
UUCAAUUAAUGAACAACACGAUAAUGUUUGUAUCAAUCUGAGUAUAAAUGUUCCUUGUAGGCGUUGGAGACGACAGAACUUGUCGAAGGGUCGAACACGAGCUACGACUAACACCAGAUUUGUCAUCUUAAGAUCAAUAAUGAAGUUACUGCUAGUCCUAUCUGUCGUGGUAGUGGCGUCGGUAUACGCAAAACCAGGCUCCACAUAUACUGACAAAUGGGAUCACAUCAAUGUCGACGAGAUACUGGAAUCUCAGCGGCUACUCAGAGGAUACGUAGACUGUCUUCUUGACAAAGGUCGAUGCACUCCAGACGGCAAAGCCUUAAAAGAAACCAUACCUGAUGCAUUGGAAUUCGACUGCUCCAAAUGCACAGCAAAACAAAAGACUAGUUCCGAUAAAGUCAUACGUUUCUUAGUGAACAAACGCCCGGAACUUUGGAAAGAACUUAAAGUAAGGUACGAUCCUGAUAGCAUCUACGAGCAAAGAUACAAGGACAAACUGAAUGCACUUAGUGAAUAAACAUAUUGUUAUGUAAACCUUAGUUAUAUACGUAUAUUCUUUUAAUUACGUGGUAAAUCCAAUGUUUAUAAUGUACCACAUGAUAUAACUGUGAUGAAAAUUAGGGAUAUUGAUAUUGGUUAAAUAAAAACUACGAAACUAAAUGCUAA